Molecule: messenger RNA, 1431 nt
Organism: Loa loa (African eye worm)
Lineage: Eukaryota; Metazoa; Nematoda; Chromadorea; Rhabditida; Onchocercidae
Exons: 7
Coding region: 1-1431 (476 amino acids)
Biological process (GO): monosaccharide transmembrane transport
Cellular component (GO): membrane
Molecular function (GO): hexose transmembrane transporter activity
Source: RefSeq, a predicted model, not a curated record
AUGCAAUUUCCAACAGCAAAACUUCUUAUCACUGGAAUUUUUGUGGUACUUGGAGGUGGAUUUAAUUUUGGUUUUCAAGUAUCAAUUAUUAAUCCGAUGGGUAAACUAUUGCAACAAUUUCUAGUACAAUCUUUAGAAAGUCGUUAUGGUAUAGAAUUUUCGGAAUUAUCGAUACGAUUAUUUUGGUCAUUUGUUGCUGGUAUUCUAUUCAUUGGAGCAAUCAUCGGUGCUACAGUAAUACCACCGGUGAUUAAGCGUAUUGGUUCACGACGGUCAUUUAUGGUUAUUGGCAUCUUAAUGAUUAUUGCUCUUUUCCUUUCACCCUUAUCACAAUAUACAAAUAUUGCGGAAUUAUUCAUUCUUUCACGAUUGAUUGUUGGCAUUUGUGUUGGAAUGUGUACUACUGUACAAGGUGUAUUCUUGACUGAAAUUAGUCCAGUUUGUUUUCGUGGCCUAAUGGGAACAUUAACUGGCCUAUUCACUAAUAUUGGUGCAUUACUAGGAUCAAUGAUUGGUUUACCACAAAUUUUUGGAAAUAAAAAUUUAUGGCCUAUUGGUUAUUAUGUGGAAAUGAUUCCAUGCUUAAUGUUUAUAUGCUAUUCGAUUUUUAUCCUUCAUGAAAGUCCAUUAUAUUUUUUAAAACAAAUGAAUGUAAAUGCAGCAAAAGAAUCGAUUAAAUUUUACAAUAAAAGGAGAAAUAUUUGUCAAAUAGAUGAAGAAAUUUCAAAAUUAACAAUAUCUCAAAGAAAUAUGGAAAGCCAACUAAAAGAUAUUAAUUGGAUGAAACUUUGGCAUGAUAGGGCAACUCGUCGAGCGUUAUUUCUCUCGGUACUUUUGAAUUGUGCGGUAAGUUUUAGUGGUAUUAUGGCGAUGGUAUUUUUUGGCACUGCACUACUGGGCGCUAUUGGUUUCACAUCAACUGAUGCAUCAUUGGCAAAUUGUGUUGCAGGAUUAUCUGGUACCAUUGGGAUUCUUAUUCAAGCUAUCACUAUUGAUAAGAUUGGCCGUCGUUCUUUACUUCUUGGAAGUUUGAUUAGUUUAACAUUGGUAAAUAUUGGAAUGAUGAUACUAGUUUGGAUCUUUGGCCAAUAUCAUUACUCUUGGCUUGGCUAUUGCUUUCUCUUUCUCUUUACAUUAUUCCUAUUCCUUUUCAGUAUCGGUAUUGGUCCAGUUGCAUGGUUUAUUGCUACCGAAUUAGCCGAACCAUACUGUCGUGCUCAGGUACAAUCAUUGUCUAUUUCGGCACAAUAUAUCACCUGUUUCCUGUGUCCAGUUAUAUAUCUACCACUGGAGAAAUUAAUCGGACCACUCAGUUUCCUGAUUUUUAUCACUCCUCUAAUCAUUACAACUUUUUGCAUCUAUUAUUACAUGCCGGAAACUCGUAAUCGUAAUCCGGAAGAAAUUUAUCAUUUGUUAGAAGGCAAAAAAUAA